Molecule: messenger RNA, 1310 nt
Organism: Ilex paraguariensis (yerba mate)
Lineage: Eukaryota; Viridiplantae; Streptophyta; Magnoliopsida; Aquifoliales; Aquifoliaceae
Source: the annotation of a GenBank genome assembly
ACACACACACACACACACACAGAACAAUGAAAGGAAGAGCAGGCAAAGGAGCUUCCUCAGCAGAUCUCUUAGUUUGUUUUCCUUCAAGAGCUCAUCUAACCCUUAUGCCUAAGCCAAUCUGCAGCCCAGCUAGACCGUCAGAACCCAACAACCACUCUCACCACCGCCGCCGCCGCCAUCAUCCUCACCAGAAUCAUCAUCUCAAAAACUCUAGCACCAGAGGUGGUGCUGGCCAGGGCAGCCCUCUUUUAUGGGCCAAAACCAAGCCCACAAACUCAGACAUUUCUGAACCCACAUCCCCAAAAGUCACCUGCGCCGGACAAAUCAAAGUUAGACCCAAGUCCAAUCCAUGCAAGAAUUGGCAAUCAGUCAUGGAAGAGAUUGAAAGGCUUCACAACAACAGAAAACAGAAGAGGCCAUCUUGGAUAGAAGCACUUGGAUUCAAGAAAGAAAUAAUGCAGUUUCUGACUUGUUUACGUAGCAUUCGAUUUGAUUUCCGAUGCCUUGGCUCAUUUCCAACACCAGAGAUUACCUCUGAUGAUGAAGAAAACGAUGAAGAAUAUAGGGAAAAACAAGUGGGUAUGGAAGAAAUUGAUGAUAGUGAAACUUCAAGAGUUGCCUUCUCCAAAUGGUUCAUGGUUCUCCAAGAAAACCAGAACAACAAUGGGAUCACAAAAGAAAAGAAUGAAGAGAGAGAAAGGUGUUAUAAAGAAGAGUCCAUCGAUGAAGAAGAAGAACCUUGUGCACCACCACCAAAUGCAUUAUUGCUCAUGCGUUGUAGGUCUGCCCCCGCAAAAAGCUGGUUAGAAGAGAGAGAAGAAGAAGAAGAAGAAGAAGAGGAAGAAGAUGAAGAUGAAGAUGAAGAAGAUGAAGAGAUCAGAGAAGAGGAAGACGAGAAGAAAGCAAAGUUGGCAAUGGAGGAAGAGAAGAGAGAGAAAGAAGAGAGAUUGGUGGUGAUGAGAUGUGGCACUGAUUUCUACAAAUUCUCUUCUGAUAUUGCAAAGGAAACUUGGGUUGUUGGUGGAAUUGGACAUCCAUUAUCCAGGAGUCGAAGUUGGAAGAGAUGAUCAUAUCAUAAUCAAGGUUUUCUUUCCUUUCUUCCAUGGAAAAGAUUUUGCUGCCAUGUGCAUUUGUGAUGUAUUAGUUGAAAAGGCUACACUUUGUGGUUAACAUGUGAUCCCUGUAAUAUAUGAUUUUUAUUCUUUAAUCUGGAUCUAGCUUAUUUCAUUUGAAAAUAAGUUCUUCGUAAUGGCAAGAGAGUCGUACGUUAAACUAUUUUUUUUUAUGUACUUUUGACAUCUGAAUGCGAU